Harpegnathos saltator (Jerdon's jumping ant) is the source of this 1907-nucleotide messenger RNA. Its product is annotated as leucine-rich repeat-containing protein 74B. Gene Ontology annotation, molecular function: protein binding. NCBI's taxonomy places the organism in Eukaryota, Metazoa, Arthropoda, Insecta, Hymenoptera, Formicidae. The transcript has 3 exons. The record is from RefSeq and is a predicted model, not a curated record. Bases 835 to 1821 code for a protein of 328 amino acids.
AUUGGUCUACGCGAUCUACACGAUCGACGCUAGGUAGAUCAGCAGGCAAGUGGUCACCACCGAAUCCGAGGAAACGUUGAUCACGCCGGAGGAAGUCUCCGUUGCGAGCGAGGAGACGACCACCGAGAGCUCGGUCCAUCCGUGCCUUCGCGAUAUAGACAUCAGCGAUUCCCAGCUGAAACUGGAGAAUCCCUACACGGUGUACCAGAUCCCACCUGACCCCGGGUUGAUACCAGCCUUCUGGACGUUGUACGAGCCCCCUCCAAUCUACCAGGACGACUACGGACGGAAAUAUCACGACGCGGCGAAGCGCACCGGCUCGAGGCCGAUCGAAUCGUUGAGGCACAUGCUCGUGACCGACGAGGUGAACCUGCGCUACUACGGACUCGAGCCGCGAGCAAUGAGAUCAAUUUGCGAGGGCUUGACGGGCAACACCUUCGUGCGAAAAGUGGAUCUCAAGGUGCGAUAAACGACAAACGUGUAGAGACCCGUGUAGAAACAAAGUUGUGUUUGUUCAGCCUGUUCAGAUUUUCGAUGGUUCAAUCAUCAGCUUAACUUUCCUGCGAUCAACGACAAUCAACGGCAAUCAACGACAAUCAACGCAGCGACGUGAUUAACACACGUCGAUCGGCACUUCGAACGUGUUCUCUUUUUGCUUUCUCUUCUCAUCGAUUGCUCAUGCAUGCAUGAUCGUUGCAGGACAACAAGCUGUCCGAGGAAGCGUGCGGGCACUUGAACAGGCUCCUGCUGGAGAACAACGCGAUCAUCAGUUUAUCGCUGUCGGCGUGUCGAAUAGGCACGAACGGCGCGAAGAAGUUGCGCAAGGCGAUAUCGAUGAAUACGACGCUGAAGGUACUCGAUCUUGGCGACUGCGACAUCGGGAAUGAAGGUUUCGAGCAUAUUGCGUCCGCCUUAUCCGACAAUCCAGCUCUCGAGAGCGUUAAUCUAUCGGGCAAUUGUUUGAACGAAUCGUGUUCGGAAGAUCUGCGGAACUUGCUGUCGAAUAUGGAGACGUUAAAGCACCUGGACCUGUCCUGGAACUCCUUACAUAGCGUCGAGACUUGGAAAGCUCUGACAGAUGGACUCGGGAAGAACGAGACGCUGCUUUCCCUGGACUUGUCCUGGAACGGACUUGGAUCGGCGUGCGUGCCUUACCUGUGCCAAUUGCUGUUGCAGUCGCGGAGCAUCGAAAAGCUCAAUCUCAAUCGAAAUGGUUUCACAGAGAAAGACGCUGUGCACAUCGCGACAGCUCUAGCCAAAAAUAACACGCUUCAAGAACUACAUCUGGGCAACAAUCCUUUAAAGGCACAAGGUGCUUUGGUUCUGGUUCACGCGAUCACAUCGCCCGAUGUAGCUUUACGCCUUCUGGACUUGGAAAACGUUUGGGCGAAUAAGGAUAUCCUGCGAGAAUUGGAGAUGAUCGAGAAGCUCAGACCGGGAGUCGUAGUCAAACUGGGCGGUAUUCUGAGCAAUUACCAGCUCGCUGGGCCGAAUGAGAAAAAAAUACUUCUGGAAAGAGCGAACUACGAGGCGAUGAUGCCGAAAAGGAAGAAGCAACGCCGAGACUUCGGGCAGUUUGUGAUAUCAUUGUUAGAUAAAGAGAUUUCGCGACCACGAUUCAUAGCACUGGUAAAGAAAUUUAGGCUGAAACUCUCGAAAACACUCGUCGAAGAAAUUAUGAAUGUGUUCGAAGGGACGAGAAAGAAUACUGUCGAUCAAGGUCUACUAAAAUCGUUUUAUCUGAAAGAAUAUCCGGCAACAAGACCACCAACGCAGAAGAAAAGAAAAGGUAUCAAAUGGAUGGAAGAGGACGGGAAUUAGCGAAUAUACAAAAUUAAUGUGGAGAAACAAAAGGAAAUAAACCGAAGAGAGUAUAUGUGUAACAAUACUCAGUUUACCUUACUUUA